Molecule: messenger RNA, 1725 nt
Organism: Plasmodium vinckei vinckei
Lineage: Eukaryota; Apicomplexa; Aconoidasida; Haemosporida; Plasmodiidae
Product: actin-like protein, putative
Exons: 1
Coding region: 1-1725 (574 amino acids)
Biological process (GO): Arp2/3 complex-mediated actin nucleation
Cellular component (GO): Arp2/3 protein complex; actin cortical patch
Molecular function (GO): actin filament binding
Source: RefSeq, a predicted model, not a curated record
AUGAAUGUCAAUAAAAAGGAUGAAAUUCCCAUAUUAUAUAGCCCAAUAGAAAAAAGCUUGUAUGGGAAAUUAAAUAACCCUAUAGAGCCAUAUAUAUAUUUAGAGAAUUCUUUAUCUUCGAGUGAAAAAAAGAAGAAAUUAAAUCGUAGAAUAAGUUUUAGUAGUUUUUCAAAUACUACUUGUAGUGAUAUAUUAAAGCUAAAUAAUUAUUUAGAUAUAAAAAGCAAUAUAUUAUUAUUAUCAUUGAACAAUUAUUCUUUUAAAGUGGGGUUAGUAAAUAAAUAUGAUUACACAUUACAAAGUUUAAGAUUACCUCAAAUGGAAAUAAUCGAAACAUGGAGGGAAUUAGGAUAUAUGUACCCUCCAUAUAAAAACUAUGAUAUUUUAGAAGAGUGUAUUUAUCAUUGUUUUAGUAAUAUAUAUAAAAUGGAUUUAAAAAAUCAGGAUUUAUUUAUCCCACUUUCUAGUAAAAAUAAUAUGAAGGAUUUUUCAACUAUUGGCGAUAUUUUAUUUAAUUCAUUUCAGGUGAAAAAUCUUGCAUUUAAAGAACCUUCAUUUGUGACUUCUUUAAUUAUAUUAGAAGAAUUAAAAAAUAUAAAAACAGGAAUACAAAUUUAUAGAGAAGAAACAAAUAAAGAAUGUGACUUUAUAUGCUAUAACGACAAUAGUAACAAUAAUGAUAUAUAUGAUGAAAAUCAAGAUGAGGAAAUAUUAAACAAGGAUAAUAUAGAUAACGAAGGAGAGGAAAGUCAGAUUGAAAGUAGUUUAUACAAUUUAGAUUCCGAUGAAAACCAUAAUAAUAAGAAACGAAAACAAAUGUCUAAUGAACAAAAUCAAAAAAAUGGCCCAAAAGAUGAUAUAAAAAAUAAUGAAAAAGAAAAGUAUUCAAAUGAAUCCUUAAUAAAACUAAAAGAAUUAGAUAUUUUUAAUUUUACAUCUCUUCUUGUAAAUAUUGGAAGUACAAAAACGACAUGCACACCCGUUAUUAAUGGAAUUCCAUUACCUGACUUAACUAACAUAUAUUACAUAGGAGGGUAUGAUAUAGAUAAUCAAAUUUUUGAUGAAAUGAAAAAAAAUGAAAUGCAUCAAAAAGAAAUCUCAAUGAAUAUAGCAAAAAUUGCAAAAGAAAAAAGAGUGUUUACUCCUCAAAAUAAAGAUGAAGCUGAAUAUUUAUCUAUACUUUAUAAUAAAAAUCCUAAAAAUUAUUUUAUAAAUUCAUAUGAAUUAUAUUUUAACAAAAUAUUUGCAUCCGCAGUAAAUUCAACAGAAAUUUUUUUUUCACAAUAUUAUUUAGAUAAAUAUUUAAAAACAGACUCAUAUAAUAAUUUGCAUAAAUAUGACAUUAAUUUUAAUCCAAUUAUUACACAAACAACUUUGCCUUUAGCUAUUUAUAAUACAAUACAAAAAUGCCCUAUAGAUUUCAGAAAAGAGUUAUUUAAUAAUAUUUAUCUUACAGGCGGUUCGAGUAUUAUACCCGGAUUUAGACAAAGGCUAGAAAAUGAGUUAUACGAAUUUAUUAAUAGUAAAGAAUUUUACAAUAAAACAGUAAUUAAUGUUCAUGCUCUGAAAAGGAAACUUUUACAAAAAUAUUCCAUAUAUGUUGGAUCGCACUAUUUUUUAGAAUUUUUUGAUUAUUAUAAAUAUAAUAUAAGUAAACAAGAUUACGAGGAAUAUGGGGAAAGUAUCCUCGAAAAAUUAAGCUUACAAGGAAAGUUAUUGUAUUAA